Messenger RNA from Cynocephalus volans (Philippine flying lemur), 749 nucleotides. Its product is annotated as glutaredoxin-related protein 5, mitochondrial. Gene Ontology annotation, cellular component: mitochondrial matrix. Lineage: Eukaryota; Metazoa; Chordata; Mammalia; Dermoptera; Cynocephalidae. Bases 57 to 533 code for a protein of 158 amino acids. The record is from RefSeq and is a predicted model, not a curated record. The transcript has a single exon.
GCUCGGGUAGCCAGCCGAGAUCCCGGGCCGUCGAGGGUUCCGGCGAGCUUGCGGGCAUGAGCUGGACCCUGGGCCGAGCGGUGGCGGCUCUGCUCCGCUGGGGGAGCGGCGCGGGCGGCGGCGGCCUGCGGGGUCCCGGCGUGCGGGUGGCGGGCUCGGGCGCGGGCGGCGGCAGCGGCUCGUCGGAGCGGCUGGACGCUCUGGUGAAGAAGGAUAAGGUGGUGGUCUUCCUCAAGGGGACGCCAGAGCAGCCCCAGUGCGGCUUCAGCAACGCCGUGGUGCAGAUCCUGCGGCUGCACGGCGUCCGCGACUACGCGGCCUACAACGUGCUGGACGACCCUGAGCUCCGACAAGGCAUUAAAGACUAUUCCAACUGGCCCACCAUCCCACAAGUGUACCUCAAUGGCGAGUUUGUGGGGGGUUGUGACAUUCUUCUGCAGAUGCACCAGAAUGGGGACCUGGUGGAAGAACUCAAAAAGCUGGGGAUCCACUCCACCCUUUUAGAUGAAAAGAAAGACCAAGACUCCAAAUGAGGGCAACCGGGUCCUCACUGUGCAGAGAGGGAGCCGAUGACGUCAGAGAUGCACUGCCGGAAAAGCCUUACUGAUUUGGGGCUCACUAUUAAAAAAGGCAACUGCUUGCACUGACUCUUUUGGUUGUUAACAGUCGGUGAUUUUAGUUUGUCUGGUGUUUGGGCUAAGAAUAUUCUAUUGUGAUCUUAAUUGCAACCACUGCACUGUAAUAAUUCG